UGCGCAAAUCAAAUCCAGUUUGUGUUCAACAGCACGUAGAAGCAGACGCAUCCUGGAGAAAAUAGCAUUAAGUCAAUUGCGGCAGCGAAGGAAUUCUUGCAGUUCUGUCAAGAAUGAACAAAGAGGAGAUGACAAGAUGGCUGCCGGCCUCUCAGUGGACCAGCAGAUCCGUGGCGGCUCAAGCAGGAAGUUCGAGGCCCUCGCGAAGGCCCUCACUGGCCUCGGAGCUGAUCGUAUAAUCUACCCACGGAAAUCUCGAGUCGUGUCACAGCGGAUGUCUGUAGCAGGAGGAAUCCCCAUCACUGAAGAACUGGCUGUUGAGCUGCGGCAGGUUGUGUUUGGAUGCUCCGUUUCUGCUCCCAAACAUGAGUGGCUGCGCACAGGACUGGUGUUCCGGGAUUCGGAUCAGGAACUGAGUUAUGGCCUCAAGUCAUCAUGCAACACCACCCGUGGGCUGCUGUCUGUGGUGCAGGCCCAUAUCAUCAAACACCUCUUGUUUGAGAAAAGAGGCAAGGACCAGCAGCCUCGACCAGACACGCUGUUGAAACCAUCACGCACGAGGCAGAUAGAAGCACUGUGGACUGCCAUUGCUGAAAUACUGUGGAUGAUUGGCGAGAAAAGCAAGUGUUCUGUGGCAUUGCCUCAGGACCUGGUCCAUGUUCCACAGAGUCACCAGUACCUACAGGAUGGCGUCACAGAGAAGCUGAACAUAUUUGAAUUCACAGACCUAGAGGAUCUUCAGAUCUUCAUUAAGAGAUACAUUUACCUUUUUGAGGAUGAUCCUGGACCGGGAACUCUACUCGUCCUAUACGGCGCCGUCCUGACACGUGGAACUGACAAGGUGAAGACAGACAUGGAUAAUGACAGGGCCUUUCUGGUAGCAGGAGUUGAAGAGGGUUCACACUGUAUUGUAACCCUUUUGCUAACUGGACAUGCAACUCCAUAUCUGCACAACGGGGUAGUGUAUGUCGGGGAUGAAGACCAUUACGCCAUGCCACAAUUCGGCAUACUGAAUCGGAGCGAGGUGGGGUUUCUGGUGUGGGAUGAAUGUACUGAAGGACAAGUGGAGGGGUCCAGGCAGCCAGGAUCCAGACUGAAGACACCAUCAUUGCCAGUAUGGGUGUCCUCAUGUGCUGGAAACUAUGGCGUGCUGUUCAACACAAACCGGGAAUUGCUACGUAAUUACCACGCAGAGCGCAGGUUUGAUCUUCACUAUUACACAUGUGGAGGUGGUCACUGUCUGCUUGGUAUAGACACUCGCUGCAAUGAAGAUGAGAUGUGUGGCAGUGCUGCAGGUGGCAAGGGGCUGGGGCGAGAGGACUUCAGUACAGCUCCUCCACUUGAGAAACUCAUACACACGAAGUGGCAAGAUGCUCAUGUACACUGGACAGGCCCAGCCCCAGUCGCAUGAUUUAUGCCACAGAUGUUACUUCAGUGCAACUCUCUGACCUUUCACUAAUCCCAGCUGUGAUGUUCUGUUCUGACCUUACAAAACGGAACUAUAAACAAUAGCCCAUUAAUUGUGUAUGCAUUGCGUCACUUUCAUCUGUAUAGAGACGCAUAAUCUCAGUUCUCUUAUUUCAGAGUCAGUACUAGACAAGACUAGUAUAUAUUUUGUUUGCUACAGAGAAAUAAAUAUAAAGCAGGUGAGUGGCAAAGAGGAAGUAGUAAUGACCCUCAUAAUGAGGACACGUGACAGCAUUAAUUUUGAACUGUACACUUAUUCCCUGUCAGUUCAUUUCUACUCUAAAGUUAGAAAAAUGCGCCAGUUUUCCAGUGUGCGCGUGAGGAAACUGAACAGAUUCUCAAAAUAUUAAUACUGGCAUCCAUUAUUAAAACUGAGUAAUUCAGGCUUACUUUCCCUUCGGCCCAUCCUCGAUAUCUUGGCAUACCACUUUAUGCAAAACUUCAAAUUUUGUCAAUUAAAAAUAUUUGACAGGUUUUUAUCAAAUCUAAUAUUGGGACUUCCUGAAUCAAAGAGAAAGUUUUGAAUAAUAUUGGCCAGUUAGGGCUGCCAUUUUACUUCAAUACCAAAACUAAUUUUUAAGUACAUUUAAUUAAAUAUAGAACUCUCAAAGAGACGGUAAAAGAUCAGUUCGUAAUCUCCGUUGCAAAACCUUGCCAUUUGUAUUGUGUAAGUCACAUUUUCUUCACUGUACAAAGUGCAUGGUAAGAAAUAAUGAAUUUCACAAUUUUGAAAGAUGUGCUGCAGUGAUAUAAAAGGAGAGUGACUGUUCCUAUACUCAGUAAUUCCAAAAUAGAGUGUUUUCUCUCUAGAAGUUUUGCUUUGAAACCUAAAUUUUGACAAAUUUCUGUUGGGUUAAAGUGCAGACUUAUGAUAAUUUAGAUGUGAAUGUGUGAUGUGGUUGAUAAACUGCUACUUAACAAGUAACUCCUCCAUUGUGGCUGGGCAGCCUGGGUUCAAAUCUCAGCUGGGACUCUGGCUAUCCUGACAGGUUUUUCAUGAUUUUCCACAGUUACCCCAUGCAAAUAACAGGAUAGCAGUACUUUGGACCAUGUUUCCUUCCACAUCUUUCUAAUUCAUUAUUCAUUACUCAUCCUGUCAUUAAAUAUUGUAGUCAUUAGCUGUUGACGUCACAGAAUUAACCAUAAAAUAAAAGACAAUCCUCAAUGAGAAAGUCUACAGUGCAGAUGAAGUCACCCUCUUGCUUUCGUAUCUGUGUCCCUGAUAGAAAAUGAAGAGCACAGAUGGCUUACGAAGAGGAUCUCGGAAGGAAGACGUAGCAGUGGCCUUUGAAGAAUUUAAAUCCCAGAGUAAUUUCGAUGCACUGCUGAGGCUUGCAGCUUGUUGUCUGUGUUGAAAUUUUCCAUUUGAAGUUGGUUGCCCAGUUAUAGGAAUCUAUCGUAUUCUUUUUUUACAAUUAUGUACUCAGGACAUAACAGUAAGACAGUUAUUCCUUAUGGUCACCUUCCCAUUAAAGCCGUGGUUCCUAACUUGUAGACUGCAAAAUCUUCUGAGGUAUGUGAAUUGUUUCAGGAAGUGAAAUGGGGAAUUUAUCGUGUGCCAAUAUUAUUUUAGGCCAAUUAUGGUUAUCAAUGUUCUGUUUCUGUUAGAAAGCCAACUUUUGCAGGUGUUCAUCACGUUCAAGUGACAAAGUUUCAGAUCCACUGCCCUAUAAAUAUACGAACACACGGCCAGUGCCGUCACACUACAUUAUCAGAGGUCAGAGUCUGCUAAUAACAUUUCGAUACCCAGGUUAUCACACUGUCAUUCAUAAUGUAACGAAGUGCCAUUUACAAGUUGCAUUAUUCAAGAAUAUUAAAGAAUACAAACUGCACAAACUAACAGAUACAAUAAUUGCACAAGAUCUGUGGUUAUGGUUUGAUGUGUAAAUGGUUUAUAAAAACAUGCUAAAUAGAAGACAGAAGUCCAAGUACCUUCAAUGUGACUACAUAUCAUGCUUGUAAUGGUUGUGAUGUAAGCUGAACAACUGUUGUUGUUGUACUGUUUGUUAAUUCAUUUAUAGAAACUAUAUGUAAUGUAAGAAACUGAUUGUCAUACAUGGAUGUUUAAAGAAAAAUUCUUUAUUUUGGUCUAUUAAAAAUCUCCAGUUCA
Molecule: messenger RNA, 3577 nt
Organism: Zootermopsis nevadensis
Lineage: Eukaryota; Metazoa; Arthropoda; Insecta; Blattodea; Termopsidae
Product: inactive ubiquitin carboxyl-terminal hydrolase MINDY-4B
Biological process (GO): protein K48-linked deubiquitination
Molecular function (GO): cysteine-type deubiquitinase activity; K48-linked deubiquitinase activity
Source: RefSeq, a predicted model, not a curated record